Molecule: messenger RNA, 456 nt
Organism: Lachancea dasiensis
Lineage: Eukaryota; Fungi; Ascomycota; Saccharomycetes; Saccharomycetales; Saccharomycetaceae
Source: the annotation of a GenBank genome assembly
AUGGAAAAGUGGGACGAUCUGGGUUUGAAAAUAGCCUACCAAGAGGCCAUCAAGGGCUACGAGGAGGGCGGUGUGCCCAUCGGAGGCUGUUUAAUCGACAAAGACGGGAAAAUUCUCGGUUCCGGCCACAACAUGCGGUUCCAAAAAGACAGUGCGACACUGCACGGUGAAAUUUCUACUUUGGAAAAUUGCGGACGCAUGAAGGGAUCUGUGUACAAGGACUGCACGCUGUACACCACACUUUCGCCCUGCGAUAUGUGUACGGGAGCGAUUCUGAUGUAUGGAAUCCCUCGGUGUGUGAUAGGAGAGAACGUCAACUUCAAAGGGGAUGGCGAACGCUACCUAACGGAAAGGGGCCGCGAGGUUCGGGUCAUGGAUGACGCUAAAUGCAAAGCGAUCAUGAAGAAAUUUAUCGACGAAAGGCCCCAGGAUUGGUUUGAGGAUAUUGGUGAGUGA